AUGAAGGUGAACUCCUCCAUACUGUUGAGCCUUCUUGGCUUGGCCUCACAGGCCCAGGCUGAUCCGACCUGGCCCUCGGACAUUGACGAGUUGGAAGAGAUCAUGUACCAGUCAUUCAACUUCGGAUCAAGGCACUUUGCCGACAACGUCUUCCCCUGCGCCAAGGAGGCAACGGGCACCGGCCGCCAGACUGCUGCAGAAUGGCUGCGAACCGCUUUUCACGAUAUGGCACCGGCCAACGCGGGGGCAGGAGUUGGCGGGUUGGACGCAUCAAUACAAUAUGAGCUGUCGAGCACCGGCGAGAAUACCGGUCCUGCUUUCUCGACAACUCUGACCUUUAUGGGACAUUACCUGACCCGCAAAAGCAGCAUGUCGGACCUCAUCGCUCUAGGAGUCUACACUUCCGUCCUGUCGUGCGGCGGUCCCUCAGUUGCAAUCCGAUCCGGCCGCAUCGACGCAACCGUGAAAGGAGCCGCCGGCGUACCGCAGCCCAACGAAGUCAUCCAAGUUUUCAACUCAAAAUUCAAUCGCAUGGGAUUCACGCCACAGGAGAUGAUUCAAGUCACAGCCUGCGGCCAUACAAUUGGCGGCGUCCACACGGCCGAGAAUCCAACUAUCGUUCCAGACGGCACAAAUGCGAACGGCUCCGCACCCAUGGAUAGCUCAAACGGUGUCUUUGACAACAGAAUUGUGACCGAAUACCUAGACGGCACCACACGGAACCCACUCGUCAUCAAGAUGGGCACGGCUCGAGCCAGUAAUUCCGAUUUCACCGUCUUCAGCUCCGACAAGAACGCCACCGUGAAGGCCAUGACCGACCUCGCAGUCUUCAAGUCUACCUGUAAGACCGUCUUUGAGAAGAUGAUCAACACCGUGCCAUCUGGUGUUACUCUUGGCGAUGCUAUCGCACCCUACACCGUCAAACCGUCCCAGCUUCAGCUCUCGCUCACUUCGCCCACCGUCAUGACUCUUACAGGAUACAUUCGCGUCCGAACUACCGCUAUCACAGGCAUCUCGAGUCUGACGAUCAAUUAUAAGAACCGAAGUGGUGGGUCUACCUGCGGGACUAGCUCCUGUGUCUUUACGAUUACCAUUUCGGGUAUCUCAAAGGGCUUGGAAGACAGCUUCUCCUGGUAUCCCAUCAGGCAGGAUAUUCCCGUCAGCACGGGCAUCUCGUCCUUUACUGUGACGAUUAACAAGAGCGACGGCUCGAGCACAUUAUUCAACAACAAUGGCAACGGGUACCCCAUACAGGAUGGCAUCUUUCUCCAGACGUCCCAGAGCUGCCUGACGCAGAACUCCGGCGAUGUUACACUGGUCGCCGCAGUCCGCAACGACCGCACGUCUCUUCCGGUCAAGGCAGAAAUCUCUUACAAGACGGCGCGGACAAGCAGCGUGGUGCCGCUGCUGGGUAAGAUGACCGUCGAUAUGGUCAAGGGCGACUGUGUAGGCAGCUACACCUUUUACAGUGUCACAACGAACAUUCCCGGUGGCGUUAGUUUCGAGUCGACUUUUGACUUCAUUAGCGGAGAGGGCGCGUCCGCCAUGAUUGACCCCUUCAAGAAGGCUGACCCUAUCGGUGGGACAUGUUCGAGCUGGACGGGAGGGUCUCCGACAUGCGGCAGCGUCACAGUGUCGUCUUCCACGUCCAGCGCGGCCCCGACUGCUACGAUUUCCCACCGACAGACUAUGGGUGGCUACAAGCUCGUCUCCUGCUGGACCGAGGCUUCGGGUGGCCGAGCUCUCACCGGUGCCGCGUUCGCUUACGACGGCAUGACCCUCGACAGCUGCAUGGCAAACUGCACGGGAUUCGACUACUGGGGCACCGAGUACGGACGCGAAUGCUACUGCGGCAACUCUCUGGCUACGUCCAGUAGUUCUGCGCCCUUGGCCGACUGCAACAUGCCAUGCUCUGGUGAUUCUACGCAAUACUGCGGAGCCGGGAAUCGUAUUGAGUUGUACUCGACCACCGCCACCCGAACCAGCAGCUCCACGGCCGCUCCCACAGCUACUCUCGCACACAUCAGCACCAUCGGCAAGUAUUCUCUCGUCGGCUGCCAGACGGAGGCCGAUGGCGGUCGCGCCCUUACUGCUGCUCAGACUGCUGCGGACGACAUGACUCUCGACAAGUGUGCUACUUUCUGCUCCGACUACACAUUCUUUGGCACCGAGUAUGGACGCGAGUGCUAUUGCGGUAACAGUUUGGCAGCAACCAGCAAGACUGCGUCCCUGAGCGAGUGUAACAUGAGGUGUGCCGGCAAUUCGUACCAAUACUGUGGUGACGGCAACCGUUUGGAGCUGUACCAAGCCGGCAGUGCCUCGUCUACUUUGGCGUCGACGGUGGCUACUACGACCUCGAGCAGCACCUCGUCAUCAAGCUCUAUCAGUGUCUUGGUGGCGAGCGGGUCAACGUCUUCUACUCUGACGUCUGCUUCUGCUACUGCCAGCAAUUCUUCGAUCUCGUCGCAGGUGUCUACUUCAAGUUCGAGCAGUAUUGCAUCUUCCACCAGCUCUACGUCUUCUAGCAGCGUGGCAUCCUCACCAAGUGCCACGUCCUCCUCAAGCACCUCAUUGAGCAUCGCAUCGUCGUCCAGCAGCGCCGUAACCUCAGCGAUAAUCUCGCCCUCUGCCUCCAGCACCAUCUCCACCUCAACAACUGCCUCCCCUACGCUGGCUCACAAGCCUACCAUCUCGCCCUACACCCUGGUAGGCUGCUGGACAGAAGGCAACGGCGUCCGCGCUCUGAGCCAGAAGAACUACGCCUCCGGCGACAACAUGACGCUCGAGUACUGCGCCUCGUACUGCUCAGACUAUAAGUACUUCGGCACGGAAUACAGCAGCGAAUGCUACUGCGGCAACUCCCUCGCCUCCACCAGCGCUGCCGCGCCCCUGGCGGACUGCAGCAUGACCUGCUCCGGCAACAAGUACGAGUACUGCGGCGGCGGCAACCGCCUGACGCUCUACCAGUCCGACAAACAGGUGACGGGGCCCAGCCAACCCGCCACGGCCGGGGUCUACGCUUUCCUCGGCUGCCGCACCGAGCCCGCGCAGGGCGGACGCGCUCUGGAUGCCAAGGCUACGGCCAGCAGCGACAAGAUGACCAACGAGGCGUGCGCGGCGUUCUGCGAUGGGUAUAGCUACUUUGGCACGGAGUACGGCGGCGAGUGCUAUUGCGGUAAUGCCCUGCCGACGACGUCGCUUGAUGCCCCGUUGAGCGAUUGCAGUAUGUUGUGUACUGGCUCUAGCACAGAGUACUGCGGUAACGGCAACCGUUUGUCAGUAUAUAAGAAGUGA
This is a messenger RNA of Colletotrichum tamarilloi, 3294 nucleotides long. Its product is annotated as WSC domain-containing protein. The coding region runs from base 1 to 3294 and encodes 1097 amino acids. Gene Ontology annotation, molecular function: peroxidase activity; heme binding. The transcript is spliced from 2 exons. The record is from RefSeq and is a predicted model, not a curated record. NCBI's taxonomy places the organism in Eukaryota, Fungi, Ascomycota, Sordariomycetes, Glomerellales, Glomerellaceae. Gene Ontology annotation, biological process: response to oxidative stress.